Acanthopagrus latus (yellowfin seabream) is the source of this 865-nucleotide messenger RNA. It is a transcript of the gene cxcl18b, whose product is annotated as chemokine (C-X-C motif) ligand 18b. The record is from RefSeq and is a predicted model, not a curated record. Gene Ontology annotation, cellular component: extracellular region. Gene Ontology annotation, biological process: immune response. Gene Ontology annotation, molecular function: chemokine activity. The transcript is spliced from 4 exons. The coding region runs from base 91 to 432 and encodes 113 amino acids. NCBI's taxonomy places the organism in Eukaryota, Metazoa, Chordata, Actinopteri, Spariformes, Sparidae.
AGCUCUUCACUCCUCUCUCCUCAACCUGUUCGCACUCUCACUCUCUCCUUUGAGGGAUCUGGACUUUUUUUUGUCUUUCAACAGAAAAAAAUGGCUUUGUCACAGAAAAGUUGCACUCUCCUGUUUGCCGUUGUGGCUGCAGUUUGCAUUCAGCUCUUCCAAGCUCAUGACGUUCCUGCACGCUGCUCAUGUCCCGGCACAAUCAAGUUCAUCAGAGGCAACAUCUCAGAUUUCCAAGUGCUUGAGAAGCGAUCUGGAUGCGACAGAAAAGAAUUAAUUGUAACCAUAAACAACGCAGAUAACUCCACGAACCAGUUCUGUAUGAAUCUUGAGGGAAGGAUGGCCAUGGCUUUUUUGAGAUGCUGGGAAAGGAUAAACAAAGACGAGAGCCGUAAGAUGGAGUGUAUCCACAGGAAACGAAAGGCAGAGUGAGAGUCCAAGGGGCCUGACAGAGGGAGGAAAGUUAUCUGGAAUGGAUUCCCAGAGGUGACAUGAAGACUGAGCCCACGAGCCUAAGAAUGCUGAGAGCAGAGCUUUAACUGAACUCCUGCACUGGAGAGGACUGGGAAAUGACAGCGAGGGGGGAAAGGCAGGAAGAAUGGAACUGAUGAACACUUAUGAUUCAGAAAGUGCAGAAAAUUGAAUAAAGAAGGGGACAGACAACGAUGAAACUUUGUACCAUAAUAGCAGCAAGCCUGUGUAAGAAGACCCCUGUUGAAAUGUAUACACCUUUAUUUUUUUAGCUUGUCCAUAAAUAUUAUUUAAGCAGACUUAUUUAUUUGUCAAUUUCUAUUUGUUAUUUUUUUCAUUUUUUUUUAUUUUUUACAAAUGUUUGAAUCAAAGUAAAUAAAGAUUUUGUCACAAC